Caenorhabditis bovis is the source of this 1038-nucleotide messenger RNA. The record is from the annotation of a GenBank genome assembly. Lineage: Eukaryota; Metazoa; Nematoda; Chromadorea; Rhabditida; Rhabditidae.
AUGGAGAUUCAUCAGUCGUCGCAGCAAACCGCCCAGCAGCUCGCGUUCCCCUUCAUCGGCGACUUUUUGCCUGGAGUCGUCCUCGCUACCUCCGAUUAUGGAUCGGACUGCAGCUCGAAUCAAGCGGAACUCUCGAUCAACACCAUCUCCGACGGCUCAUCCGAUGAGACCACCGUCUACAUCGGCGCUUCCCUUAAAGCGUCCGGACCGCACAAUAGUGAAGAAUUCAUCUAUAGCCCGGAUAUAUACAAAGUCAAGCCUGACGCGCUGGAGAACUGCCAAGGGUGCCAUCAGCCAAUUCAAGACGCCACCCUUCUCAAUGUUGAUGGCAGGCAAUGGCACGAACAGUGUUUACGUUGCGAAACUUGCAUGAUUCAGCUUAGUAGUAUGCCAUCAUGCUUCACCAAAGACACCAAACUAUUUUGUAAGCCGUGCUACGCCAAACAAUUUGGGACCAAAUGCGCCUCUUGUGAUCGAGUCAUACAAUCAACUGAUUGGGUGAGACGAGCCCGAUCAUACGUCUAUCAUCUCGCAUGUUUCGCAUGCAAUCAAUGCAAAAGACAAUUAAGUACUGGCGAGGAAUACUCGCUUCAAGAGGGCAAAUUGUUGUGCAAACAACAUUUUCUGGAACUUGUUGAGGGCGAAACGGGCGUCUCCCACCAGAAAAUCAAGACGAAACGCGUUCGGACAACAUUUGCUGAAGAGCAGCUCAGUGUUCUACAGGCCCAUUUUCAAAUCGACAGUAAUCCCGAUGGUGCGGAUUUAGAGCGAAUUGCAAAUAUCACCGGACUCAGUAAGCGAGUUACGCAAGUCUGGUUCCAGAACUCGCGGGCGCGGCAGAAGAAAUAUCAAGGAAAUCGAAAGACAUGUGGAGGAUCUGGAGAAGAAACCGAGGGAAGCCGACGGUCCUCGGUUGGUCCAAUGAGCCCGAGCCAGAAGUCAGAUAUGAGCAAUGACAUGAUCUACCCAACCUCUGUGACAACAACGGCUGAGGAAGCUAUGACUGAUGCGAUGCUGACAGCAAUGCACUAUGAUUGA